This is a messenger RNA of Drosophila teissieri, 1648 nucleotides long. Its product is annotated as probable fumarate hydratase, mitochondrial. Gene Ontology annotation, cellular component: tricarboxylic acid cycle heteromeric enzyme complex; mitochondrion. Lineage: Eukaryota; Metazoa; Arthropoda; Insecta; Diptera; Drosophilidae. The transcript is spliced from 2 exons. The record is from RefSeq and is a predicted model, not a curated record. Gene Ontology annotation, molecular function: fumarate hydratase activity. The coding region runs from base 65 to 1519 and encodes 484 amino acids. Gene Ontology annotation, biological process: malate metabolic process; fumarate metabolic process; tricarboxylic acid cycle.
CCUGACCUGUACCUUUGGGAAUACAUUUUUAAUUCGAAAAACUUAAACAUUAAAAUUUUCCAAAAUGUCUUUCGACCAGAAGGAGAUCUUCAGUUUGAUGUACAAACUGGCUCGGCUAAUAGUGCCCGAUACUCGAGUUGAAUAUGAUUCGUCGGGUCCCGUGCACAUUCCUCUGGAUCGAAAGUUCGGUCCGCAGACCAUGAGAUCUCUGAUGAAAUUUCCGAUUGGAGGAGUUGAGGAAAGAAUGCCACGAGCCCUUAUCAGUGCCUUGGGCAUAGUGAAGAAAUCGGCUGCGGAGACGAACAAAAUCCACUGUCUGGAGGAGCACCUAUGCGAUGCCAUUUCCAAGGCCUGUGAUGAUGUCAUAUCGGGCAAACUCUAUGACGAGGAGCACUUUCCGCUGGUCAUAUGGCAGGAUGGAUGCGGCGAGCACACAAACAUGAACGUAAACGAGGUCAUUUGCAAUCGGGCCAUCGAGAUCCUGGGCGGCCAGAUGGGUUCCAAGGAGCCGGUGGACCCCAAUGAACAUGUCAACAUGGCACAAAGUUCCCACGACACCUUCUCCACGGCUGUGCGAAUCGCGGUGGCCAUGCAACUGCAGGAGAAGCUGUAUCCCAGUCUAAGGACCUUUAUUAGUCUGCUAGGCAAGAAGUCGCAGGAUUGGAUGGACUUAAUCAAGAUCGGCAGAACACAUCUCAUGGACGCAGUGCCUCUGUCCCUCGGCCAGGAGUUCAGUGGCUAUGAGCAGCAGCUGGUGAACGGAAGGACGCGACUGGACUCGGCCCUCUGCCGAUUGUACCAGUUGCCCAUGGGCGGCACCAUGGUGGGCACCAGAGCGGACACCAAGACGGGAUAUUCCGAGCAGUGCAUCAAGCGGAUAGCCGAGCUAACAUUUCUACCCUUUGUGGAGUCACCGAACUUCUUCGAGUCCAUCUCCGCCUGCGACUCGCUGGUGGAACUGCACGGCGAACUCAACACCAUUGCGGCGAGUGUGAUGAAGAUAGCGAAUGACAUACGGUUCCUGGGAUCGGGACCACGCUGCGGAUUUGGGGAACUCAAUCUGCCGGAGAACGAACCGGGUAGUUCCAUCAUGCCCGGCAAGGUGAAUCCCACGCAGUGCGAGGCCAUGUCCAUGAUCUGCGCCCAGGUGAUGGGCAACCAUGUGGCCGUCACCAUGGGCGGCUCAUGUGGCCACUUUCAGCUGAACACCUUUAUGCCCAUGAUCGCCGCCAAUGUGCUGCGCUCGAUCACCCUGCUGGGCGAUGGCAUGAAGUCCUUCUGCGCCAACUGCCUCGACGGCAUCGAGCCGAACAGGAGCAAGAUCAAGAGCAUCCUCAAGGAGUCCCUGAUGCUGGUCACCGCCCUGAGUCCCCACAUUGGCUACGAGCGAGCCGCUGCGAUCGCCAGGGCGGCCCACGUGAGCGGAACCACCUUGGAGGAGGAGGCCCUCCAUAACGGCAUCACACGGGAGGACUUCCGGGAGUGGGUGCAGCCCAGCAAGAUGCUGGGUCCCGAAUAGUCGGAAUGGCCACCAAACCGAAACAGGAUCAUGAUUCAAAUACCUUGGGGGAGACUAUUAAAUUUGUUUUAGUUGUUAUGUGGAGCUCUUAAAUUGAAUAAACGUGGUUCUAUGUGAACAUUUACUUUA